Messenger RNA from Pristis pectinata (smalltooth sawfish), 2793 nucleotides. RefSeq names its product early growth response protein 1-like. Gene Ontology annotation, molecular function: DNA-binding transcription factor activity, RNA polymerase II-specific; RNA polymerase II cis-regulatory region sequence-specific DNA binding. Bases 16 to 2016 code for a protein of 666 amino acids. Lineage: Eukaryota; Metazoa; Chordata; Chondrichthyes; Rhinopristiformes; Pristidae. The record is from RefSeq and is a predicted model, not a curated record. Gene Ontology annotation, biological process: regulation of transcription by RNA polymerase II. The transcript has 2 exons.
GCUCCAUAUUUGGGCAUGUACGUCAGCGGCGGGGCGGGGCCGAGCCCGCUAAAUAGCGGCGGCUGCCGGGGAAAGCAUUCAUCCCGCGGGGAGAGAGCGCAGCGGAGCGGCUUGGAGCGGAGCGAGGAGGAGGAGGAGGCGGCGGCGGCGGCGGCGGAGGAGGAGGAGGAGGAGGAGGAGGAGGAGGAGGCGGUGCCCAGCCUGGCAACCUCUGCCCACCGGUCCCGCUCUGCCCCCGGAGCCCUGCCUAUAGCCCGCCAGCGAGCCAGAAUGGUGACCAAGGCGGAGAUCAGCCUGCCGCCCCUGCUGCCCGAGCCGCUGUACCAGGCUCUGGACUCUUACCCGAAGCUGGACGAUGUGAUGAUGACGGGCACGUUUGUCACCGCCUCCACCGACCAGCCGUUCUAUGGGGAACCCCUCGAGCAGUUCGAGCAUCUGCCGGCAGACACGUUCACGGAUAUUUCACCCAGCGGAGAUAAGUCUCUGAUCGAGUCGUAUGCAGCCCAGAACUGCAGGCUUCCAUCGGUCACUUACACCGGCCGCUUCUCACUGGAGCCCGCUUCCAGCAACAACAGUCUGUGGCCCGAGCCGCUCUUCAGCCUGGUCAGCGGGAUCGUUAGCAUGAGCGCACCUUGCUCAAAUACGGCCUCGUCCAGCCAGCCCAUCAGCUGCUCCGUCCAGCAAAGCCAGUCCAGUGCCGUCUACUCUGCCCCUUCCACCUUCACCAACUCCAGCUCCGAUAUCUUCACUGAGGCACAGUCUCCGGGCUUCCCCAGCCCCGGCGGCUCUGUCCAAUAUCCUCCUCCCAGCUACUCCAACACUAAGAACUGCAGCUCAAACUUCCAGCUGCCAAUGAUCCCAGACUAUAUGUUUUCCCAACAGGAAGACAUCACUAUGAGCAGCUCUGAGCAAAAACCUUUCCAGACACUGGAACCCAGAGCUCAGCCUUCUCUCAUUCCACUGUCCACCAUCAAAGCGAUCGCCACCCAGACCAGCUGCCCCGAGCUCAAGAACAUAAAUACCUACCACUCUCAGCUGAUCAAACCCUCCCGGUUAAGGAAGUACCCCAACCGACCCAGCAAGACCCCGCCUCACGAGCGGCCGUACGCCUGCCCGAUGGAAACCUGCGACCGGCGCUUCUCCCGGUCUGAUGAACUCACUCGCCACAUCCGGAUCCACACCGGCCAGAAGCCCUUCCAGUGCCGCAUCUGCAUGAGGAACUUCAGCAGAAGCGACCACCUAACCACACACAUCCGCACACACACCGGCGAGAAGCCUUUCGCCUGCGAAAUCUGUGGCAGGAAGUUUGCAAGGAGCGAUGAAAGGAAAAGGCACACUAAAAUCCACCUCCGGCAGAAGGAGAAGAAAGCUGACAAGGCCAUGUGUAUUUCCAGCUCCAGUGCCCCGACAGUUUCCUACCAGUCCCCUGUCACCAGCACCUAUCCCUCGGCAAUAGUGAGCACCUCCUUUGACUCCUCGGUCACUAGUGGUUACCUUUCUGCAGUAGUGAGCACCUCCUUUGACACCCCUGUCACCAGCACGUAUCCCUCGGCAGUAGUGAGUACCUUUGACUCCCCUGACACCAGCACGUAUCCCUCCGCAGUAGUGAGCACCUCCUUUGACUCCCCUGUCACCAGCACGUAUCCCUCCGCAGUAGUGAGCACCUCCUUUGACUCCCCUGUCACCAGCACGUAUCCCUCCGCAGUAGUGAGCACCUCUUUUGAGUCCUCAGUCACCAGCACGUAUCCCUCCGCAGUAGUGAGCACCUCCUUUGACUCCCCUGUCACCAGCACGUAUCCCUCCGCAGUAGUGAGCACCUCUUUUGAGUCCUCAGUCACCAGCACGUAUCCCUCCGCAGUAGUGAGCACCUCCUUUGACUCCCCUGUCACCAGCACGUAUCCCUCCCCAGUGGUGAGCACCUCUUUCGACUCCCCAGUCACCAGCACUUUCCCUUCAGUGACUCCAGCUUCCUCAGAGAUGUCAUCAACCCUUACACCAAGGACAAUUGAAAUCUGAAGUUGUUGGCAUCUCCAGAAAUGGACAUGUUUUUAUAUAAAUAGACCACCGUGCUAUUGUGUACAUGUUGCCAAGCUGUACCCCUCUCAGCGUCUGCAGGUACGGUUGCCUAAUUCGAGGGGGGUAUGCCUUUUCGUGAUCCAUCCUGUAUUGCCUGGAACUGACAGGGGAAAUUGGUAAAUGUCUCUAUCGUGCAAUGCUGUCAUCGAUCCCUUUAAACAAAUGAGAUGCAGUUGGAAUGCCUUGCUGCCAGCAUGUACCGGAGAUGUUCUUUAUGCUGGGGAAGUUCCCUGGUGGUUGCCAAGUGGCUGAACUUUGCUUUGUCCUUUGGUUGGUUUUAAAGUUCUGAUAAGUCUGUGUGCCUUUUAUGUGCAGCUUGCUAACAUGUAUUUCUGUUAGUGGAUGUGACGCAUCAAAGCCUUAAAGGUGAAAAGGAAGACAUGGUCACUAAAGGCACUUUGCAGUUGGAGGGAAGGGAAGAAAUGCCAAAGCAUUUCUCUCGAAAGUAAGCAAAAAAUAUCUAAAGUAUAUUUUUGUAAUCUGUGUAAAUAGAUUCAGAGCCAGGAUGUUGCUGUUACCUACCGAGUAGGCGGUGUAUUUUUUUGUAUGUUCUCAAUUUGCGUUUAACUGGUGGAUACAUUUCAAUGUAGAGUGUUUGUAAACGGAGCACCUGCCUGUUCACGCUUCUUACACAAUGGAAUGCGCUUUACUGCCGAGCGGAUAUUUGGUGUACAAUAUACCCUGAAGAAAAAUAAAUCUUUAAAAGAUUUCUCUUAA